Molecule: messenger RNA, 2622 nt
Organism: Symbiodinium necroappetens
Lineage: Eukaryota; Dinophyceae; Suessiales; Symbiodiniaceae
Source: the annotation of a GenBank genome assembly
AUGCAGGCGAACAUGGCCCAUUUCGGCAACUCCUCACACAUCAACGUCGAGGAGGGGAUUUCUUACGAGGACUUUGAGGCCUACUUCGAGAAUCGCCGGAAGCUCGGCGCCGAUGGCUUUGAUCUCUUGCGUGGACUGGGCAUUGAGGUGUCUUCCUGCUCGCGGAAUACGGAUCCACAGGAGGACGAGGUGGAGAACUACGAUUUCGACGACCACAACCACACCUUUGAGGCCAGAAAGGUCUUGGCACAAAUGGAUACGAACCAGCGGAACAGCCUUUGGUCCCGCACCCAUACUGCCAACACGCAGCUGGCCGAGGAGACCAAAGCGGAUCGCUGGUGGAAGUUUGAGAGCUCGGAAGAGGAAGAGGAAGAAGUGGUCGUGGAGCCCGUGCCCAUCAUCCCGAAGGAGAUUACCAAGCCAAGCAUUGUUGCUCACGAAGUGCCGAAGCCAAGCAGUUCGUUGACUACAGAGCCCACGGUAGAUUUGCCCAAGAACGUGCGUCUUUGCAAUCCGUUUAACUUUGCACGAGUCAACAUAAAGGCCUCGGACGCGCAGCAAAUCGACUCCAAGAUCGUCAUCUUUGACUUUCGCAAUUUGCUUAAUCAUCCGGAGCUUUCGGCAGACGUGCAAGAGAUCCUUCAAAGACUCGCCGUGCUGCUGAAUCUGAACGCCCUGCCACAUCGCGGGGUGGUCACAGCGAUUGACGAUGAUACCGACAUCAUCGAGGCUGAGGAGGCCAUUUUGGCCUGGAUCAGAGGCGGAGCCCCUAGGUCAGUCAAAAUGGAUCCUGGUGAGACCAUUGAAGAUGGUGAUGCUGACGUGGUGAAGGAACUGAAGGAAAACUAUGUCGUUGAUCAACGGGCGCUCUUGCACCUCAAGCUUGAGCCGGCCUCGAGCUUGCUGGGAUUUUCCAGGGGCUUUGAUGCAGACAGGGCUGAUCUCGAGGACAUUACAGCAUACAUCGAGAGGAAUCAGGAGCCACAUCUUACAGAAGGGAGUGGUCUUACUUGCGGGAUAAGAAACGGAAAGUCCAAUGCCUCUCCGGCAGUGCCGCCGAAGACUGCACUUCCCAAAGCUGGGACAAUCAAUUGCAAGUUCAGUCAUAAAGCUCCCGCGCCUAAGCCGAAAGCCAAAGCCGAAGAAGCCUCUACAGUGAUCUUUGCCGGUCCUACAUACUCUGCUGAGUGGGCCGCUGACACUGCAGCAGGCCGUCACUUAGGUGGUCCUCAGUCAGGUGAGCAGUUUCUUGGUGUUGAUUCCCACAACAUGGAUGUUGCAAAUCAUUUCAUGUUGGAUAGUUGCCCUCUAGUUCGCAGUACCGGCAUUGAUGUAGAGUCUGGGAAAGCCUUCUUAUGGUUGCCUGGAAGUCUACCGCUCUUCGUUUCGGAUACAUUUCGUCUGAAGAUUGAGUGUCCGGAAGACUGUCGUCACUAUGCAACUCGUGUUGAUGAGCAUGUUCCCAUUUUCACCAGCCAGGAUCCGGCAGGAGUUCCAAGUGCCGUCCAAAGCCUCGCGAGUUUAGAGCAAGACAGAACCAGAUCCCAGGGCAUCGUCCGCGUUAGAGUUAAAAGCACAGUCCAUGCUACCAUCUACCAUGCCCUGGAAAGGCGACAGGUUGGUGAUGGUGCUUUCUCCACAGAAAUCCUUCCCAAGUCAGCGGAGGCUGCCCCAUCCAACGGACAUGACGCCGGUGCCUCACUUGAAGUGUCGGGUUAUGUUCAUCGUGAUGAUGAUUAUGAGGGUAAGGAUCCCGAGAAACUUUGGAAGUUGAGGGAUCAAGCGAUGACGCUCGAGCAUAGGCGUGUUCGUAGGAAGCUCCGCGAUCCUGAUGAAGAGCCUGAUCCAUUUGAAGCUUCUGAGUUUGGAGAAGUCAUUGCUGUAGAUCACAUUCAUGCAUUUAGAUCGCCAGACGACUCCGAUGCUCUUGACAAGUCAUAUGUUGUGUUGUGCGUGAGAGAGAACUUUGGGAAUGACCGGUCCAGCCGCGCAGUUGUUCGUGCCUUGACGAAGUUCGUUGGAAGCCGUCCCUCGUUUCUGACGCUGCCGAAGAGUUCGAAGAAGCAGCUGCCGAGGACAUUCAUCGCCCCGGCUCGUGUUCUUCAAUGCCUGCUGCCGGAUGUCUUGAACAACGAGUACGUGAUGUAUGCCAUUGCGCACUCGAGCAAUGAAGACAUCUUCAAUUUCGAGGGCUGUCAGGCGCCGGGCUUUCCCUGUCUUUGUCGAGCGGAAGACCCCAUAUGCAAAGAGCACGAUGGAAAACUGAGACUUGAGUACCUUGUGCAGUUUCUUGUUGACCCUGCAGAUCCAUCCUCGCCCUCUAGUUAUGCCACUUCGACAGCACUGGCGCAAUUCAUGAAGGACCUUGCCACACGCUCUGACGAUGUACUUGCACGGACCUUGGUGGCCCGACCAGAACAAUACGACACACUACGUAAAACGAUUUGGAUUUCGGCGUUCAGGCUUCAUUACUGUUGGUUGGGCUUCUUUUGGGUUUUGGACCCGGCAGGCGAUCAUCAGCCUGGGCUGGAACCAGGCACGCUGCGCCAUGCUGCGCCCGGCCUCGUUGCCAAAUCCUCACCCUUCAGAGGAGAACUUCGUUCCUGCAAUCCCAAAGUCUAG